GUGGAGAUCCCCAUGUGCCGCGGCAUUGGCUACAACCUGACCCGCAUGCCCAACAUGCUGGGCCACACGUCGCAGGGCGAGGCGGCCGCCGAGCUGGCCGAGUUCGCGCCGCUAGUGCAGUACGGCUGCCACAGCCACCUGCGCUUCUUCCUGUGCUCGCUCUACGCGCCCAUGUGCACCGACCAGGUCUCGACGCCCAUCCCCGCCUGCCGGCCCAUGUGCGAGCAGGCGCGCCUGCGCUGCGCGCCCAUCAUGGAGCAGUUUAACUUCGGCUGGCCCGACUCUCUCGACUGCACCCGGUUGCCCACGCGCAACGACCCGCACGCGCUCUGCAUGGAGGCGCCCGAGAACGCCACGGCUGGCCCCGCUGAGCCCCACAAGGGCCUGGGGAUGCUGCCUGUGGCGCCGCGGCCCGUGUGGCCCCCUGGCGACGCAGCCCCGGGCCCGGGCGCAGGAGGCACCUGCGAGAACCCAGAGAAGUUCCAGUACGUGGAGAAGAGCCGCUCGUGUGCGCCGCGGUGCGGGCCGGGCGUCGAGGUGUUCUGGUCACGGCGCGACAAGGACUUCGCGCUGGUUUGGAUGGCCGUGUGGUCGGCGCUGUGCUUCUUCUCCACGGCCUUCACCGUGCUCACCUUCCUGCUGGAACCUCACCGCUUCCAGUACCCGGAGCGCCCCAUCAUCUUCCUCUCCAUGUGCUACAACGUCUACUCUCUCGCCUUCCUCAUCCGCACAGUGGCGGGCGCCCAGAGCGUGUCCUGCGACCAGGAGGCCGGCGCGCUCUACGUGAUCCAGGAAGGCUUGGAGAACACAGGCUGCACCCUGGUCUUUCUGCUGCUCUAUUACUUUGGCAUGGCCAGCUCGCUGUGGUGGGUGGUCCUGACGCUCACCUGGUUCCUGGCAGCUGGCAAGAAAUGGGGCCAUGAAGCCAUUGAGGCCCAUGGCAGCUACUUCCACAUGGCUGCCUGGGGCCUGCCGGCCCUCAAGACCAUCAUUGUCCUCACCCUGCGCAAGGUGGCUGGGGAUGAGCUGACAGGGCUCUGCUACGUGGCCAGCAUGGAUGCAGCAGCGCUCACCGGCUUCGUGCUGGUGCCCCUGUCCUGCUACCUGGUGCUAGGCACCAGCUUCCUCCUGACCGGCUUCGUGGCCCUCUUCCACAUCCGAAAGAUCAUGAAGACCGGCGGCACCAACACCGAGAAGCUGGAGAAGCUCAUGGUCAAGAUCGGGGUCUUCUCCAUCCUCUACACGGUGCCUGCCACCUGUGUCAUCGUCUGCUAUGUCUAUGAACGCCUCAACCUGGACUUCUGGCGCCUCAGGGCCACAGAGCAGCCAUGCUUGGCAGCCACUGCCCCUGGAGGCCGGAGGGACUGCUCUCUGCCAGGGGGCUCAGUGCCUACUGUGGCUGUCUUUAUGCUCAAAAUCUUCAUGUCACUGGUGGUAGGCAUCACCAGCGGUGUGUGGGUAUGGAGCUCCAAGACUUUCCAGACCUGGCAGAGCCUGUGCCACCGCAAGAUGGCAGCUGGCCGGGCCCGAGCCAAGGCCUGUCGGGCCUCUGGGGGCUAUGGCCGUGGCACCCACUGCCACUAUAAGACCCCUACUGUGGUCUUGCACAUGACUAAGACGGACCCCUCUCUGGAGAACCCCACACACCUCUAGUGACAGAGGCCUGGCUCUGGGUAGUGGCUGCCCCUUCUUUGCCCUCCCCUCCCCCCAAGAGACAGCUGACUAGCAGCUGCCCAGCUGUCAAGGUCAGGCAAGUGAAUGCCAGGGGGCUGAGGACCAGGGUGGGGACCCAGAGAGACUCACAUCCCUCUCCUCCGCUUGUGCAUGGGGGGGAGGGAGGCCUGUUUGAGUCCCGGAAGGUGUGAGGAGAGGAGGGGGCAGAAGAGAGCGUGGUUUAGCAGGCGCUUAUUUAAUGAUGUAAUUUAUUGUUGAGUUCCUCUGAAAGCUGUGACUGGAAUAAACCCCGGUGUGGCA
Molecule: messenger RNA, 1974 nt
Organism: Ictidomys tridecemlineatus (thirteen-lined ground squirrel)
Lineage: Eukaryota; Metazoa; Chordata; Mammalia; Rodentia; Sciuridae
Gene: Fzd9
Product: frizzled class receptor 9
Biological process (GO): canonical Wnt signaling pathway; non-canonical Wnt signaling pathway
Cellular component (GO): membrane
Molecular function (GO): Wnt-protein binding; transmembrane signaling receptor activity
Source: RefSeq, a predicted model, not a curated record